GUUCUUUGGGCUCAAAGAUCCCACGACUCGAUUCCAGACAAAAACUUGCUCUAUUUGACAAUCAAUGUGGCCGAUGUGGAGAAGCCAGAGAUCACGCUGAGUGCCACCGAGUUGAAGUUCGAAGGCAAGUCGGGCGACAAACACUAUAAGCUGGACAUUGAGUUCUACGACGAGAUUGACGAAAAGAAGUCGAAGUACCAGAUCACGGGAUCCCACAUCUUCUUUGUUCUGUACAAGAAGAAGCUCAAUGCCGAGUUCUGGCCUAGACUGACAAAGCUGAAGGUGAAGCAACACUACAUAAAGACCGAUUUCGACAAGUGGGUUGACGAGGACGAGCAGGACGAGAAAGAUGACGACCUGCAGAACUCGAUGGGCGACCUGGGCAAUGCCUUCGGCGACGAGUCGAUCGACUUUGCCAAGCUUGCGGCCGAGAGCGGCGGC
Messenger RNA from Ogataea polymorpha, 441 nucleotides. RefSeq lists its product as uncharacterized. Gene Ontology annotation, biological process: protein folding; chaperone-mediated protein complex assembly. The transcript has a single exon. Gene Ontology annotation, molecular function: Hsp90 protein binding; protein-folding chaperone binding. Gene Ontology annotation, cellular component: nucleus; cytosol. The annotation marks the transcript as partial. Lineage: Eukaryota; Fungi; Ascomycota; Pichiomycetes; Pichiales; Pichiaceae. The record is from RefSeq and is a predicted model, not a curated record.